UCAUUGUGAGCCUAGGAGGAGUUGCGGCAAGGUCGGCUGUCAGCAUCACUCGGACAAGAAAAGCGCUGGAAAAAAAAGGCGAGACUGCGGACGCUGUGUGCAUCGGGUAGCGGUGGACUAAGAGGCCAGCACAUCGCGUGUCGUCUCGCGCCUUUUAUCUCUGCUGAUGAAAUUUAGAGGGGAAAGUUAACGCUUUUUUCUUCCCCUCAAAAAAUCAGCCAGCCAUCCAACCAACCAGCUAGCUUCCUAGCUAGCUACCAUUCUCCAUUUCUGUCCGCAUGUCUGAGGUUGUGCUACCACUGGUAGUUUGAAGGGAGGCUGUGUUGCACCAGCAUCCAGACGCUCUGCCGGCGAAGUGAAGAGUGCGAGCUACCGAUACUUUUAUGUUGGACCGCUUUGAUACCGGCUUUGGAAUCGCUAUACAGAUCUGGUUACACGCCAGCGGUGACAGACAAGUGGGUUUCUAGCUAGCUAGUUAUUCUUUUUAAAAAACCUGUUCUUAAUUAUUCAUUUGUUAUCGCUGCUUGCUUGCUUGCUUGUUAGCUAGCUAGCCAUGUCGGUACCGUCGUCGUCCAGUUCUCCCGCCCCGGGAGAGAACCCCCCGUCAGAACAGGAAGGACUGUUGGAUGCCGGUUUGAAACCCUUGGGUCCAACACCCAGCCAGAGUAGAUUUCAAGUCGAUUUGGUGGCCGAGGCAGCUGGCGCAUCCGCCGGUGAAGCCAAACCGGCCGACACAGAUGCUUCCCCACAUGCGGCAGACGAAAAGGCUACUCCCGACCCGGGCAAGGCACCCGAGGGACCGGAGCCGCCGGCAGCUGGUGAGGAAGCGAAAGGAAGAUUUCGCGUGGUGAACUUUGUGGACCCCAGCGUGGCCGGGAGUCCCCCGGAUGCCGUGCCCGCAGAGGGUUUCCAGAACGGGGACACCGUGAUGAGCGAGGGCAGCCUUCAUUCUUCGACCGGAGGCCAGCAUCACUACCACUACGACACCCACACGAACACCUAUUACCUGAGGACGUUUGGCCACAACACCAUCGACGCGGUCCCGAACAUCGACUUCUAUCGGCAGACUGCGGCGCCGCUCGGGGAGAAGCUGAUCAGACCCACCCUGUCGGAGCUGCACGACGAGCUGGAUAAGGCUAAUAAUAAGCGACUCCGUCUGCCCUGGAAUGCACAUGAUCUGGCGAUCUUCCCAACCGUUAAACUGACAAUGCAGAAGAUAAUCAAAGAUAAUUAAAGCCUACUUAGAGGCCCUCAAAGGGC
Molecule: messenger RNA, 1260 nt
Organism: Anguilla anguilla (European eel)
Lineage: Eukaryota; Metazoa; Chordata; Actinopteri; Anguilliformes; Anguillidae
Gene: slc12a2
Product: solute carrier family 12 member 2
Exons: 2
Coding region: 554-1234 (226 amino acids)
Source: RefSeq, a predicted model, not a curated record